Molecule: messenger RNA, 423 nt
Organism: Camellia sinensis
Lineage: Eukaryota; Viridiplantae; Streptophyta; Magnoliopsida; Ericales; Theaceae
Source: RefSeq, a predicted model, not a curated record
AUGGACGAUCCCAAAACCCUAGAAAACCAGGCACCAAUCAAUACAGAACAAGGAGAUCAAGAAGAGGAAGAGGAAGGAGAGGAGGAGGGAGAGUGUGGGUUUUGCCUGUUCAUGAAAGGAGGCGGGUGCAGAGACAAUUUCGUUGCUUGGGAAAAGUGCAUCAAAGAGGCUGAGAAGAAGAAGGAAGACAUUUUCAACAAGUGUUUUGAGGUCACAUGGGCUUUGAAGAAGUGUAUGGAGGCUCAUCCGGACUAUUAUGCUCCGAUCUUGAGGGCCGAGAAGGCGGCGGAGGAAGAAGCAGUGAGGGAAUUGGAGAAAGAGAAAGCGAAAGAAUCGGCUUCGGCAUUGUCGUCCUCGGCUGGUUCAGAAGAGCGAUCGAGUUCACGGGAAGAGGAGGAAUCAAAAGUUUCAGAGAAUGAAUGA